Messenger RNA from Dibothriocephalus latus, 332 nucleotides. NCBI's taxonomy places the organism in Eukaryota, Metazoa, Platyhelminthes, Cestoda, Diphyllobothriidea, Diphyllobothriidae. The record is from the annotation of a GenBank genome assembly.
AAACACGAGGUAUUGGUUACCUGGCCGAAGGACCGGAACGCAUAGAGCCCGCAGGCGAACACAGGCAUCCGCCAACUGAACUGGUGUACAUACGCUUCCUCAUGCGCCCCUUCACGGCCGGACAGCUGAACAAAAUGAUUGAAUCACAGUUUGGCAAGGUAUGUGAGCUGUGGCUGGACAAAAUCAACUGCCGUGAGGGUAUUGAUGGUUGUCGAUGGCCCUCCAUCAAUCCACGCAUACUCCGCUGUGAUUUCGCCAGUGAGGCACUCCUAGACUGGCUGAAGGAGCACGGUGACUCGGGUGAUCGAAACCCUCCACGACAUCUCCUCAUC